Molecule: messenger RNA, 504 nt
Organism: Drosophila willistoni
Lineage: Eukaryota; Metazoa; Arthropoda; Insecta; Diptera; Drosophilidae
Exons: 4
Coding region: 1-504 (167 amino acids)
Source: RefSeq, a predicted model, not a curated record
AUGGCCUAUUGCAGCGUUAUCGGUUCAUCCGAGAACUUUGCCAGUUGUUUGUCCAAUUUUCAAUUGGAUGAAUUGUUGAUAUUACAAAAGUCAGUGGAACGCAUGAAUCACAUGGAUUGCCCCAAGCCCAUGGCCACCGAAGAGCUAAAAGCUCAAAGUAAUGAAUCGCCUUUACCCGAAAGAAUGGCUUUAAUGGCUGCCGAUAGAGGCGGAGAUCAUCAUGAUACAACUGGUUCUAGUGGCCCCUGGCACUCCUCCUCGCCGCCAUCCUCCUGGCCUGCCGAGCCGAAACCAUCUAAAUUGCAAACCCUAUUUCAGAUAAGCAUCACCGCUUUGGCUUUUCUCUCAUUUGGUGGCUAUUUACUUUGCCUAAUUGUUCAGGCAAUUAAAAGCAAGGGCACCACCUAUUUUCAUCCAGUGGCCACUGCCACCACAACCCUUACGAAUGGCAAUGUGAAACGCAUCAAGAUCUACAGACGGAGCAAAAGGAGCAAAAGGCCAUGA